Messenger RNA from Drosophila busckii, 620 nucleotides. Its product is annotated as dihydrofolate reductase. Gene Ontology annotation, cellular component: mitochondrion. Gene Ontology annotation, biological process: glycine biosynthetic process; tetrahydrofolate biosynthetic process; folic acid metabolic process. The transcript has a single exon. NCBI's taxonomy places the organism in Eukaryota, Metazoa, Arthropoda, Insecta, Diptera, Drosophilidae. Gene Ontology annotation, molecular function: NADP binding; dihydrofolate reductase activity. The record is from RefSeq and is a predicted model, not a curated record. The coding region runs from base 38 to 598 and encodes 186 amino acids.
AUAUAAAUUUGCUUGAAAAAUAAUAAUUUAUUAUACAAUGCUAAAGUACAAUCUAAUUGUUGCCGUUUGCGAAGACUUUGGCAUAGGAUUCAAGGGGGAACUGCCCUGGCAGCUCAAAUCCGAGCUCAAGUACUUUAGCCGCACCACUAAGCUCAUCCGAAAUCCCGCUAAACGCAAUGCGGUUAUUAUGGGCCGAAAAACCUUCUUUGGGGUGCCAGCCAGUAAGCGUCCAUUGGCUGAGCGACUGAACAUUGUGCUUAGCACAACGCUCAGUGCUGAGGAUUUGCCUAAGGAUGUGCUGCUUUGUCGUAGCCUGGACAAAGCGAUGCAAACGUUAGAGGCUGCAGAAUGGCGUAAGACAAUUGAAAACGUUUGGAUUGUGGGCGGCAGUAGAGUCUAUGAGGAGGCCUUGGCCUCGCCUCGCUGUCAUCGUUUGUACUUAACCAAAAUACAGGAGCGCUUCAAGUGCGAUACGUUCUUCCCGAAUAUACCUGAAGACUUUUGUGAAAUACCAAUAGACGAUGAAACCCCAAAGGGUAAACAAGAAGAGAAUGGCAUUAAAUACGAGUAUAAGAUAUUGGAAAAAAUAUUGAAAUAAUAAUAAAUAAAAAUAAUUUACA